AUGUUACGAAUAUGUUCUAUACGCUUAAUAUUUUACAGGGUAUAUAUUGGACAACAAGUGGCGUGUUUCGGAAUCCUGUUCAAAGCAAGAUAUCAUAAAAGCAGAGCCUGUAUAGUCUCGCAUCGCAAUGACCAGCUGUUCAUUGCCGCUGGUGCUAAGAAGCGGGCGUUUAAAUGGUUCAAUGCCCUUGGUGUAACCAAUAGUUAUCAAACUGCAUUGAACAAAAACAAGCAAUUAGCCUGUAAUCAUGACCAAGACGUUAAAGGUUGGAAAAAUAUGAUAGAAUCCAAUGAUCCGGAGAGUGUUGGGUACCAGGUAAUACUUUUUUCUCUAGUAAUUCAGAAACGUUGCAUUUCAAAUAUAAGCUGCAUAUAUAUUGUAUGUUGGCAGAUUAUUGGCGAUAAUCUAGACUACGAAGUUAACGUCAGACACCAAGGAAUCAACAAUCCCAAUAGGAGUCAUCACUGGUUUCAUUACAUAGCUGUUAAAGAUCGCGUGCACCCCUCUCAAGAUCCUAAAAGUUUUGAAGAUUACAGGCGUGCAAGUGUUCUACCAGAUAACCACACGCUCGUGAUGUUGGCAGAUAAUUUCAAGCACUUGGUAACAAGAACUAUCGUAUCCUUCAUACCAGCGUUUGAAUCUUUCAAGAAACAUACGCAGAAACAUAUAGCACAUCCAUUCGUCGAUGAAAUGUCGAAAAAAUCAGAGGUUGUUAGUCUUGGACUGUUGUUGGAGUCGGAAAACACGGCAUCUGGAAUUACCAAGAUCUUACGUCAUAUACAGAAAGAAUAUGUGCCACAAACGAUAAACGAAAACGGAGAAUUGGAGAUACUUCAACCGAUUCCUUUUGGUGGGGACCAAUUGACUGAGGAACGUUCUAUCAACAUCAUUCGCGCUUUUCUGGAUGGCGAUACCAGCUACGAUCGUAUUGAAGGUCUACAACCCAAAUUUGAGGACUGGCACUUGAAAAUGACUCUUUACGAGGUCAAAGAUUCGCUUUUUCGUAAAGAGACAUCAGGCGCAGAGUUUGGAACGACACAGUGGGCGAUGAACGUGUUACGUACAAGCAAUGCUAAAAAAGGUCCACAUGCUGCAAUGAAUGCCUACGGUGAAUUUUCGGAUAAAGAACUAGAUGCACAAAUAGUCGCUAUUACAAUGGAGCACUUCAACAUGGCAACAUUUGAAGAUGACCCAGUACCGACAAAUAUCAAAACAGGAUGUGAGGAAGAGAAACGAAAAUGGAUUUCUAUGCAUGUUGAAGAUAUAAUAAAAAGAUACACAGUAACAUAUGCUGACAACAUAGGCAAUGUAAGAGAAAAACUUAAACAAGAAGGCAUAAGAAGGCUGAAAAUACUUAUCUGCUCCAAAAAUGCUACUGGAGAAUGUAAUCAUUGCCCCUUCAAAUCCGCACGUACGAGGGAUCUUCAUGAGAAACUGAAGCAUAACAUGGACAGACGCGAACCUGAUGUAAUACAGCAGCCUAUUAUAAAGGACCACGUCCUAUGUUAUCAGAAAGCCUUGUUCACUAUCAAUCUGCUACUCAAGAACUUGAAUGAUGCAAUAAGACAGGGAGAUGGUGAACGAUUAAUCGAAAGUUAUAAGUUGGUUCUGCUUUACUUCAAGGCAACUCGGCAUCACAAAUACGCAUACACCAUCCUGAAGUUGUUAUACCAAAUCAGAUUGGAACCGGAAAAUGCAUUCAAGUUGACCUGGGGAAGGUUCAUUAAUACACAGGGAUACAAAGGAAGAAAUAUAUCAAAUGAUCUUCACCUGGAACAUUUAAAUCAUUUUUUAAAGGAAUUACUGCGUUCAUUACGUAGCAACAUCAAUGAAAAAAAUGCUGAAAGGGUGUCGUAUACAUUACAAAAUAUGAAAGGAAUUGUUGACAACUUGGAAAGGUCACUGGAUUUGUCUGAGGUCAAGGGUCAUAGAAAGAUGCCAUCUACUAUUGAAGACGUAAAGAAGUUGGCACUUGCAUAUCAUCAGGCUAAAGUAUUUAGAGAAACACCAGGAAGAGAAUAUGAAUCGUUUCCAAAUUUUAAAGAAACAAUAUUAUGCUCAAUAGAUGCAGAUCAUCUACAUAAGUGGUUAUCACAGAAAGAACACGAAUUCAACGAACUUUAUACCUGA
This is a messenger RNA of Hydractinia symbiolongicarpus, 2130 nucleotides long. RefSeq lists its product as uncharacterized. The transcript has 8 exons. The record is from RefSeq and is a predicted model, not a curated record. The coding region runs from base 1 to 2130 and encodes 709 amino acids. NCBI's taxonomy places the organism in Eukaryota, Metazoa, Cnidaria, Hydrozoa, Anthoathecata, Hydractiniidae.